AUGUGUGGUUUCAGCAUCCAGAACAGCAAUCUCAAAAAAAAAAAGAACUGCGCAUUCACAUCGCAAUUCUUAAUCCAAUUUUCCGUCCAAACAACCCUAUGCAAUGCAACAAUUGGGCUUUUCAUUAAAAAAAUUGCAGUAUCUGAGUGUCCGAGGACAUCAAUUUCUCCAGAUUUUUCAUCCCUUGCCUCCCAGCUCCCGCCUACCCAGCUUGAAUUGCCUCCUAGUCCUAGCAACUCUUCUUCUAGGCGCCGUGACCCUGCUGACUGUGCGCCAACGUGUCAUGCUUCUGUGGCGUGCCACGUCAGCCAAAGUGGUAAAAAUGUACGAGCUACAGUAGUGCUAAAUAUGUAAGAGUCAUUUUAAGAGUGCUAAACGAGCAAGUGCCUCUCCUAAUAGUGGUAAAUAUAUAAAAAAAAUCAAUCUUGCAGGCUCCAAGGGUCCAACCUUCACCUCACGGCGAUGGCCGCGCAAGAGCCGGCGUCGACGGAGGGCGCGCGGCCCCGCGUCCUCCUGGCGGCCUCCGGCAGCGUGGCCGCCAUCAAGUUCGAGGUCCUCUGCCGCAGCGUCGCCGAGUGGGCCGACGUCCGCGCGGUGGCGACCGCGUCCGCCCUCCACUUCAUCGACGGGGCCUCCUUCCCCAUCGGCGUCCCGCUCUACACCGACGACGACGAGUGGUCCCGCUGGAGGCGCGUCGGCGACGAGGUCCUGCACAUCGAGCUCCGCAGGUGGGCCGACGCCCUGGUCAUCGCGCCGCUCUCGGCCAACACCCUCGCCAAGAUCGCCGGCGGGCUGUGCGACAACCUCCUCACGUGCGUGGUGCGCGCGUGGGAUUACGGCAAGCCCGUCUACGUCGCGCCGGCCAUGAACACCUUCAUGUGGGACAACCCCUUCACGGCGCGCCACCUCGGCGUCGUGCGCGAGCUCGGUAUCUCCCUCAUCCCGCCGGUGACCAAGCGGCUGGCCUGCGGGGACUACGGCAACGGCGCAAUGGCGGAGCCGUCGGAGAUCUGCAGAACCCUGCUGCUCUUCUUCGGACCACAACAUCUUUAGCAGCAGCUGGAGCCUGAUAGUCAAAGCUCUUCAGUAGUUCAGUUAGAUUUGCUUUCUGUAUGAGAUGUGUGACUUGCUUGAUGAUCUCUAGUAAUCUUGUUAUGGCUAAUUGUUCUAUACGAUGGUUGCAAUGGCAUCACA
This is a messenger RNA of Panicum virgatum (switchgrass), 1194 nucleotides long. Its product is annotated as phosphopantothenoylcysteine decarboxylase-like. The coding region runs from base 463 to 1053 and encodes 196 amino acids. Gene Ontology annotation, biological process: coenzyme A biosynthetic process. The transcript has 2 exons. Lineage: Eukaryota; Viridiplantae; Streptophyta; Magnoliopsida; Poales; Poaceae. Gene Ontology annotation, molecular function: phosphopantothenoylcysteine decarboxylase activity; FMN binding. Gene Ontology annotation, cellular component: phosphopantothenoylcysteine decarboxylase complex. The record is from RefSeq and is a predicted model, not a curated record.